AUAUAACUCCUUUUCCAGCUCUGACACCCACUCCCUCUCUCUCUAUUUAUUUAUCUCUUUGCCUUAUGCAAAGCUUUAGCUGCCAUUAUUCGAGUAUACAAAACACCGUUCGAUCAACAAUUUCAGUUCCACACCCCAAAAUGGUCGCACUAAACCAUUAUCUCAUCUUCUGUCUUCUAUUCGCCCUAAACGCCGUCGUUUCAGCCCACAACAUCACAGAAAUCCUCUCCGGAUUCCCAGAGUACAGUGAUUACAAUAACUUUUUAUCCCAAACAAAGCUCAGCGAUGAAAUCAAUAGCCGCCAAACACUAACUGUCCUUGUCCUGAGUAACGGAGCUCUUUCCUCCCUUACAGCCAAACACCCUCUCUCCGUUAUCAAGAAAGCCCUUAGCCUUCACGUCGUUCUGGACUACUUCGACCCGAAAAAGCUCCACCAGAUCUCUCAGGGAAGCACCUUAUCCACUACUCUUUACCAGACUUCCGGAAAUGCCCCUGGAAAUCUUGGCUUCGUCAACAUCACCGACCUUAAGGGCGGCAAAGUUGGCUUCGGUUCUGCAGCUCCCGGCUCCAAGCUUGACUCCACCUACGUUAAGCCAGUCAAGCAGAUUCCGUACAACAUUUCGAUCCUUGAGAUCAGCGCGCCAAUCAUUGCGCCAGGGAUCUUGACGGCUCCGGCUCCAUCGGCUUCAGAUGCUAAUAUAACGGCAUUGCUUGAGAAAGCUGGGUGUAAGACAUUUGCUUCGUUGAUCGUUUCAAGCGGUGUGAUUAAGACUUAUAUGACGGCGGUCGAGAAAGGUUUGACUCUCUUUGCACCGAACGAUGAGGCUUUCAAGGCUGCUGGAGUUCCGGAUCUGAGCAAACUCACCAACGCUGAGCUAGUUUCGGUCUUACUAUAUCAUUCCCUCGCUGGUUACUCUCCCAAGGGAACGUUGAAGACCACGAGCAGCCCGAUCAAAACCCUGGCUACCAACGGUGCCGGCAAAUACGAACUGACUGUAUCAACUGCCGGUGACGCCGUUACUCUCCACACAGGAGUCGACUCUUCCAGACUUGCCGACACGGUAACUGACUCAACCCCACUUGUCAUAUUCACUGUCGACAAUGUCCUACUUCCAGCAGAGUUGUUCGGUAAAUCACCAUCGCCUGCACCAGCUCCAGAACCAGUGAGUUCUCCUUCUCCGUCACCGGCACUUGCUCCGACUCCGGGACCAGCGACCGAAGCCCCAACCCCUCUCGGCGCUUCCCCACCGGCACCGCCAAUGGAAACUCCUGGAGGAGCACCGGCGAACUCUCCCGAAGCUGAUGCUGAAAACAGUACCGCAAAAGGAGCUGGUCACAUGCACGCGCCUGCAUUGCUGACUGCACUUUUCACUAUCUCUGCCACUGUCACCUUCUCAAUCUUCUUGUCCUAAAAUCGUCCGCUGGAAAGGCGUCAACGCGCUACCACUGCACGUGCAGUUCUCCCAUUUUUUUUAAUUAAGAAAAUACUACCAUAUAUUUUUCUCAUUAAAUUCUUGUAUGAUUCUAUUUUUAUUUUAAUAAUGCUAAGAAAUAUAUGGUAAAAUAUUUAACUAUUCCGCUUA
Molecule: messenger RNA, 1583 nt
Organism: Cannabis sativa
Lineage: Eukaryota; Viridiplantae; Streptophyta; Magnoliopsida; Rosales; Cannabaceae
Product: fasciclin-like arabinogalactan protein 10
Exons: 2
Coding region: 66-1412 (448 amino acids)
Cellular component (GO): plasma membrane
Source: RefSeq, a predicted model, not a curated record